Messenger RNA from Funneliformis caledonium, 937 nucleotides. NCBI's taxonomy places the organism in Eukaryota, Fungi, Glomeromycota, Glomeromycetes, Glomerales, Glomeraceae. The record is from the annotation of a GenBank genome assembly.
UAAAGAAUCCAUAAAUACUUCGUCCGAGUCCAGUUCAUCUGAGGAAUUCAAUUCUGAUCAUGCGUCACCAGAAAAGAAAGUGGAUCCAGGCAAAAUAAUAUGCACGAAGAGAAAAUCUGAUAAUAAGGCGAAGCCAAGAAGCGUAUAUCUAAAAAAUCUAAUGGAUAGGAAGGACGCACUUCUUAAUUAUUUUGAUACUGUUGAUGACAGUAAUCUAACAGUCGUUGUACAUCCCACCACCCCAAAAUUUCCUCUAACAAAUAACACGCCCACUUCCUUCACAACCGCUACUGGAAAUGAGACACUCACGUUAGCGGACGAAAUAAAAAAAUAUGACACUGGAGCCCUUAUUUCGUUUUUGCAGGAACGGGGCUUAGAGCUAGACUUGGACGAUGAAAAUAUUAUUUGCAAGGAGAAGAUUACGGGCCAGGACUUAUUUGACUUGACUGAAGAAAGGCUUCGCAGUGUUGGCUUAGGCUUGGGACCUGCUAUGAGACUCGUGAAGUUUGCCAAGGAGUGUAAGAAUAAGAAGUUGAGGGCUUUUUCAUCAUACCGCAGUUUGAAAGAAGUUUUAGCGGAAUAUGACCUUGCUUCUGAGGGUACAGAGAUUAUACCUCUUUUCACACCACGAAUCCGCAAAAUCCCAGACGAAAAUAAGCAUCUCGAACUGUGUAUGGCUGAUAUCAAGUUACGACUUAAAAGUUAUGAGAUAUUGGUAAUGACAAGUUUGGAGUCCAUGCGUAAUGAAUACGUUUCAACUAUACUACAUACUGCCCUUCAUAUCGCAGAAGAUAUCACGAAAAAGAAAUUUAGUAUGAGGUCUGAGUACGAAAUAAUUGGAGAUGAAAGUAGUGGGCAGGUCGACUAUGUAAUCAAGACUUAUAGGAAUCCGAUGAGCUUAUUUGCAUCACAGAGGAUAAGGUCCAGCAAAAAUUAA